Molecule: messenger RNA, 590 nt
Organism: Achroia grisella
Lineage: Eukaryota; Metazoa; Arthropoda; Insecta; Lepidoptera; Pyralidae
Product: homeobox protein MOX-2-like
Exons: 3
Coding region: 1-558 (185 amino acids)
Biological process (GO): positive regulation of transcription by RNA polymerase II
Cellular component (GO): nucleus
Molecular function (GO): DNA-binding transcription factor activity, RNA polymerase II-specific; RNA polymerase II cis-regulatory region sequence-specific DNA binding
Source: RefSeq, a predicted model, not a curated record
AUGGAGUAUUUGAAAACAAAUUUUUUAUCACAUUCUGAAGAUGUGACAGAGAAUCAAUUAGAGCCAUCGUAUUUUGAGCCAAUUUCAUAUCAAAAUAAUGAUAUCGAUAUCUCCAAUCAACAAAAUGUUCAUCAAAAUUACUUUCCUAUUUUCUAUGAAUAUAGAAACAUGGAGAGGCAUAAUGUGUUUGAUAAUGCGUGUGAUACUGAUAGCAACCAGUGGGAGUGGUCAGGAUGGGACGAUGUCACUAUAAAGGAAGAAAAUGACGCGGAAGUAGGUGGUACCACAUCUGGCCUAAGUGAAGAAGAGUUGAGAUCGACCGCUAGCAGUCGUAAAGAACGAACUGCCUUCACUAAAGCGCAGAUACGAAGCCUGGAAGAGGAGUUUUCUCGUGCCAACUAUCUCACUAGACUCCGGAGAUACGAGAUUGCUGUCGCCUUAAAUCUUACCGAAAGACAGGUAAAGGUUUGGUUCCAGAAUAGAAGAAUGAAAUGGAAAAGAACUAAAGGCGUUUCAAAACACACAAAGAAGAAAGAGGCAAUAGUUAAAAUUAAUUAAAAACAUAGAUUAUAUUAUUGUAAAUAGGCAAU